UCGUCGAACCCCGCCGAGUCAUGUUGGCCUUGCCAAAGUUGCGGCCAUUGCGACGUGCGGCACAAGUUGUAAAACUGCUGCUGGCCAUCUAUGCUCUGCGGAAAGUCCUGCAGAGGUUGCCAGAGCUUUUGAGGAGAUACCGGGCAACACGGCCCCUUCCGUGCAGCCUCGGAGAAGCUUUCCUUCAGUGGUCAGCCACAAGGAUGGCUGAGGCCAUUAAGAGUGGCGAGGUCACCUCACUGCAGCUGGUGGAGGCGUCCAUUCAGAGGAUCCAAGAAGUGGAUGUGCACCUCAAUGCACUGGUCGCUGAACGUUUCGACGCUGCUCGCAAGGAGGCUGAAGAAGCCGACCGACGGGUGGCAGUCGGGCAGGAUGACCUUCCAGCCUUCUUGGGCGUGCCCAUUCUGCUGAAGGAGGCCUUUGAAUAUCCAGGUUUCCCCUACACCAACGGCCUGAUGUGUCGAAGAGGUCGCGUGGGGCAGAAAGCCGGCCCCGCACUUCGACGUAUCGAGAGCCAGGGCUUCAUUGUUUUGGGCACCGGCAACGUCUCAGAGGCUUGCAUGUGGAUGGAGAGCUACAACUUGGUGUACGGCCGGAGUUCAAGUCCCUGGGGCCUCCACCUGAGCCCUGGUGGUUCCAGUGGCGGCACGGCUGCGCUGGUGGCGGCCUGUGGAAGUCCCGCGGGGCUCACGGCGGACAUCGGAGGAUCCACGCGGAUUCCGGCGUUGCUCAAUGGGCUGUUCGGUCAUAAACCCACUGGCGGCAUUUGCCCAAACCUGGGCACUCACUUGGACGAGUUUCAUGGAGCAGUCUGCCGCAUUUGCCAAAUGGGAAUGGUCUGUCGUCACGCUGAAGACUUGCUUCCCUUGCUGCGAAUCAUAGCGGGACCUCCAGAUCCUCAGGAGGAUCACUUGGCUCACGAAUACCGGGCCUGUCCUCCCUGGCAUGGAAAGGAGAUCGAGUUAGGAAGCCUCACAGUGGGAUGUCUAUCCUUCAAAGGCCGUUUUUCGGUGACUUCAGUCCAGGAAAUGCUGAUUUCCAGCAUUGGUGAGGGUCAGAGAAUGGCAGUGCAGCGAGCAUGCAAGUGGCUCGAAACACAGGGCGCAAAGAUUGAGCAGCUUCACUUUGAGGAUCUGUACGUUGGCCAAUGGUUUGAGUGCUGGUCGAGCCGAGUUCAGGGGGCUGGCACCGCACGGUUCCGGGAAGUGCUGUGUCAGUCCAAGCAGACCUUUGGCAUCCGAGAGAUUGGGCGCUACCUCAUGGGGCUGUCCCCAUACACCUUACCAGCCUUGGGGCUGGCUUUCUUGGAGGACUUCGUGGAGAUGUUCUCCCCAUCUAUGGAGAGACGGUUGGCAGAUGCCGAUGAAUUGGAGACCAAGCUGCGAGCGGUCUUUCAAAAUUGUCAGGUCUUGAUCAUGCCCACAUUGCCGCGACAUGGCCUCAGACACGAUGAGCCUCUCCUCAGAGUUCUUGAUAGCUGCUUCACAUCCAUUUGGAAUGCCAUGGAAUUCCCCUCCACCGCUGUCCCCUUGGGGCUGCACAAGGGCCUUCCUGUGGGGGUCCAAAUCGUCUCGUUGCCCGGAAACGACGAACUGACCAUUUCCGUGGCCACACAGAUGGCCAAAGCUGGUGUCGCCCGAUGCUUCGUGCCGGGCUAGCGCAAAA
This is a messenger RNA of Cladocopium goreaui, 1665 nucleotides long. The record is from the annotation of a GenBank genome assembly. Lineage: Eukaryota; Dinophyceae; Suessiales; Symbiodiniaceae.